Molecule: messenger RNA, 3489 nt
Organism: Anopheles coluzzii
Lineage: Eukaryota; Metazoa; Arthropoda; Insecta; Diptera; Culicidae
Gene: hfw
Product: protein halfway
Exons: 6
Coding region: 1235-3187 (650 amino acids)
Cellular component (GO): voltage-gated potassium channel complex
Molecular function (GO): voltage-gated potassium channel activity; potassium channel activator activity; transmembrane transporter binding
Source: RefSeq, a predicted model, not a curated record
UAAGCGUGGAGUAUUCUAUAACGGUAGCGAGGGUGGUUGCUGCGAUAGGGCAGCAAAUCUUGUGCGCUUAAGAUACCAGGAACAACAGCCGUUAGCAAUUGUGCCGCUCGAAGCUGCUCGGACAGCAGGGUAAACAUGAUUCAAUGUCAAUAUAGAGACCGCGCGGUCACACGAAGCACAUAAUUAGCUUGCCUUGCGCCGGGUGUGGUGGCCGUUGUGGAUAGACGGAGGCAAACAGAACCAGCUACAAAAAAGGUUUGAAAAAAAAAAACGGACAAACAAAACGCCGUUCUAGCCGUGUCGGUAACGGGGAUAUCUGGUGGGUUGGGUUGUUUUGGUGGAUCGAUAAGCCGACGCGAAACGGCUAUUCCCGGUUCCCUGGUAGCGUUACUCUUAGCUGGAGUGUCGGGCCUGUCAGUUCUUUCCUGUAACCCGUAAGAAACAGCGUCGGUAACGAGUUCUGUAAAGAUAAUUGAUAUAUCUCGUAGUGCGAAAUUUUGGCGCGUGUGAUCCAUCGCCGGGAGCUCUGUCUGUUUUGAAUCGGAUUGAAACGUAAAUUGAAUGUAAUAACUGUUUGGAAAGAUUAUUUGUUGUAAUUCUAAGCUUGUGCUAGUUUCACUCGGCAACGUCAUCAGUCUUCGGGGUGUCAACUUGCCCCGCGUUCCCCUACAAACCGAUUCUUGGUAUUCUUGGGAUGUGAAGGACAAGCCCGGGAAAAGGUGUUUGCCACCCCUGCGAUUCGAUCGAAGCAAGUGGCUGCGCAGAGCGAUCUGUCAAAUUGGAUCGGGCAGGUUGUUGUUAUUGUCGUUUUGUGGCUGCUUUAGGUAAAUACACAAACUGCACCGUCGUUUAAUUGCUAAAAGCCCCAAUCGGUUGGGUUUUGGCUGCCAAUUUGUGCCACAAAACCGUUGCAAGCCACAGUGGUGCAGUACAACAAUCAAACGCAGCAAUCAAACAGUGUGCUUCGAUCAAACCACCACAUCCCGCAGCAGAGCAUCACGAUUACUGUGAAAUGCACGACACCGUUGGUCGCCUGCCCAUCUUUCUGCUGCUGCUGUUACAUCCGGGAAUGAAGAUGCACCACUGAGAGACGUACUCGUCCAGCUAACGUACCGGCGCAAACGAACGCUCUUUUUUUUAAAUUCUGUUUGGUUUUGCUGUUGUCUAAAUUAAGCAGCGAAAUAUCGAGAGAAGAAAGCUUAAUCAGCGAAUCAGCAUUACCCGCCGCGUUGCGAUGGGAUUCGCACGAAGGGAUGCCGUCAUCGCAAUGCUGCUUAUAAUGGGAGUAACCGUGCCGGAGCUGCCCCUGCCGGCGGCGAUGGCUCGCAUCGUGGACGACACGGUGGCCGGCAGCAACGUUCUGUUCACCGACGCACCGCAACUGCUGUCGCAGGCGCUCGAUCAUACUACGCCGAUGCAUAUGGUCGCUGUCGGAGAGCCACCGCUACCGGUAGAUGCUGUGGGAGGAGAAGGAGCAGAUGGUGGUGGCGGUUUCAAUCCAGCUAGCGAUCAUCAACCGGGCAGUGUCGAUGGUGGUAGCGCCGGCAGAUCGACCGAAUCAUUUGCCGCAACCGUACCGAUGGUAUCGAGCAGCUCGCCAGCAUCGGCACCGAACGGUCACGCAGGCUCGAGCACACAGACACCCCCGCUCUCAACGACGGCCACACCACCACCGAUACCGUCCGCGGUAACGACGACCACCGGCGCACCGGUCGCUAGCUCUUCGAGCACGCUGGCAUCGACCACGACGACGGCGACGGCGACGAUCGCUGCCGGUGCGCCAAACGUUGGGCCAGCGCCCGCCACCGCCACGGCCACGAGCAACGGGCGCUCGGCGGUGUCGGCCCCGCCCCAGAUCGAAUGCUACCACGCCCAGCCGGAGCUGUGCGCCGAGCGCAAGGGUGACUGCGAGUGCAGCGUCGAUCCGGUCGUGCCGGCCGCCCUGUACUGCUGCAACGUCACCGACAUCAAUAAGGCGAUCGGGUGCGUGACGAACGCGCCGGAAACGGCCAGCUGGAAGUAUCUGCACAUCCGCAACGUGACCGUGCGCGAGAUGGCGCUGAACGUGUCGAACCGGUACAUCAAGACGCUGCUGUCGCUCGCGAUCACCGACGGCACGAUCCAGCGCAUCAGCACGUCGUUCGCCCGGUUCUCGUCCCCGGUCUGCCUGAACGUGUCGAACAACAACAUCAGCGAGAUCGAGCCGCGCGCCUUCCGCGAGCUGCGCAACCUCACGAUGCUCGACCUGUCGUACAACAAUCUCUCCACCAUACCGUCCACGAACGGGAAGUUCCGGCUCGACAUACGCGGAAACGUUGGCAUGCUGUGCAAGUCGCUGCUCGAAUCGCUCAAGAGCGGCGUCAAGUUUAAGGAUCCCGAGUCGACGUUCUGCCUGACGAACCGCACCUUCAACUGGUUCAACUCGACCGACAGCCUGCCGCUGCACCAGCUGGAGACGAUCCAGCGCGUGCAGGACGAGUGCCCGGAGAACUGCACCUGCGAGCUCGACCGGCUCAACUUCGACCUGAACAACACGGAGCGCAAAACGAUUACGACGCGCGUGGCCUGCACCGGGCUCGGGCUGACCAAGUUCCCCGAUCGGUUGCCGGCCGGCACGGUGACGCUGAACAUCUCCAACAACAAUAUCACCAGCCUGGAGGCGCUCAACACACCGCCGUACCAGUCGCUGCUGCGGCUGCACGCCGACGACAACCAGAUCAGCUCGCUGAGCGACCUGGAAGGGAUGGACUUCAUCUCGCGCUUCACGCUGUUCUCGAUCCGGCGCAACAAGCUGAAAACCGUCCAGUCGUACAUCUUCACCAAAUCGCUCGACCUCGGCUCGUACAUCUUUCUCGAGGGCAACCCGAUGACGUGCGACUGCAACGCGGCGAAGGGGUUCAAGAACUGGCUGCUCAGCCGGAAGGCGCAGGUGCCCGACCACGAGAACAUCUUCUGCGAGGGCAACACCAACCUGCAGCAGCUGGUCACGAUCCAGGAGAGCAAGCUGUGCCAGUCCCAGCACGACUGGACCGACUACAUCUACUACCUGAUCGCGACCGAGAUACUGCUGCUGGUGGCGCUCGUCUGCAAGGUGUCGUACGACUACUGGGUGUUCAAGACGGCCGGCUAUCUGCCGUGGCCGGCGAACAAAAUGCCCAAGCUGCCGUGCGACUGCCUGUGCGAAUGAGCGGCGCGAUCGCUCGUAUGCAAAUGUGUGUGUGUGUGUGUAUGUGUGUGAGUGUGUAUGUGUGUGCCGUAAUUAUGAUGAAUGUUUCCAAUUUGUCUACCCUUUUUUAAACAAACAACAACAGCAACAACAACAACAAAAAACUCUCUUUUAAUCGUUUCUCUCGUCAGCUGUGAUAAUCCAUACAAGAAGGCCUUCUGUCCAAUGUCCAGUCCAGUCUACAAAUGUGUUUGUAACGCGAUCGGCUUGGAAAUGUAUCGUAUCCGUCUUUAUCAUAAAUAAAGUAAGUUAUUGUAAGUGAU